Molecule: messenger RNA, 1252 nt
Organism: Clunio marinus
Lineage: Eukaryota; Metazoa; Arthropoda; Insecta; Diptera; Chironomidae
Source: the annotation of a GenBank genome assembly
AGAUUUAAACUAAAAAAAAUGGCGUUACAAAUUAUUAUUCCUGACCUCAAUUGCUUUAUAUGUGGAAAUGUUUUGAAUUCAAAGGGAAAGACAAUCUUGGAAACAACAGAAAUAAGUGAUAAACUUAUUUAUGAAUUUAUUGAAUCAUUUAUUGACGAAAAGUUUGAAGAAUCAGUGAUAUCAAAUGAAUGUCCUGCUAAAAUUUGUGACGGUUGUUAUGAAAAAUUGCAAGAAUAUGACGAAAUAUGUCUUAGAGCUUCGAAAAUUCAAGAGGAAAUCGCUGAUAAUUUCAAUAAAACACAAAUAAGUCUUUAUGAAACUCCUUGCAAUGACUCUAAUUUUAAGGAGGAUCCAUUUUUUGAUAGUGAAGAUAUAAUUGUCGAGUAUGUUGAUGAUUAUUCAAAUGAUCAAGAAAGUGAAAAAUCCGUCAAUGUUGACAUAAAACCAUCGCCAAAAAAGAUUCAAGACAAAAAGCAAUCAAGUACCAAUUAUACUUGCAAUAUUUGUUCUGAAGUUUUUAAGAAAAAGAAUGAAUAUUUAAUACAUGCAAAGUUGGCUCAUUUACCAGAAAACGCUGAAACCUUCACAUGUUCAAAAUGCAGUGACGACACAAUUUUUCAAUCGAGUACCAAUCAUACUUGCAAUAUUUGUUCAGAAAACGCUGAAACCUUCACAUGUUCAAAAUGCAGUGACGACACAAUUUUUGUCAGUGAAAUGGAAUUAAAAUUACACUACGUUGUUGAACAUCCCAAUGAUUCUUCUUCAUCAUCCUUUGAAUGUCCAGUUUGUAAUAAAUCAUUCUCAACCAAAGCAUUGCUUGGAAGGCAUUUUGGAAUUCAUUCAUCAGCAUCGAGUCGUCCUCAUAUCUGCGAGUUUUGUGGCAAAACAUUCUUUCAUUAUAGCUCAUUUCAAGCACAUACGAAAAAUCAUCUCAAUGUUCGAGAUUACGUUUGCUCAAUUUGCACUAAAAGUUUUCGAUCGCAAUCACAUUUGAAUCGUCAUAUGAAAACUCAUACAAAACAGAGAGAUCACAAAUGUCCAGAGUGCGGAAGUCGAUUUGCUGAACGUUACAAUCUAACUGCUCAUGUCAAAACUCACUAUGGAAUACCAAGAAAGAAGCGACAAGUCUCGCAAUCGCAAGCUUCAUCAGAUGACGUUUAAAAAUUUCCUUAAAGCUUUUUAUCAAUGAUUCGAUAACUUGUUUAAAUUAAAAAAAAUUAUGAAAUGAAAUAAAUACAAAUAAACCUUCAUA